This is a messenger RNA of Plenodomus lingam JN3, 5364 nucleotides long. RefSeq lists its product as uncharacterized. Gene Ontology annotation, cellular component: cytoplasm. Gene Ontology annotation, molecular function: ATP binding; nucleic acid binding. Lineage: Eukaryota; Fungi; Ascomycota; Dothideomycetes; Pleosporales; Leptosphaeriaceae. The record is from RefSeq and is a predicted model, not a curated record.
AUGAGUACGGCAGAGCAGAUUUUUGAAUGGUACGCCAAGCUCUACAGCCGUCGUGUGGACCUGGUGGGCGACUUUGCUGGAAGUGAGCGAUUCCUCGUCCACGGCGAGUCCCUUCUUCUCCAUUGCUUUAGCGACAAACACAUCGACUUCGACCCUGGUUACCAGUUACUCCAUGCCUCAUACACAGUCGAGAGAUUCCUGCAGGGUCUUGUAUCACGCUGUUGCAACUUCCACAUUGCCUUCUUUGAUGAGCACCAAGACAUAUGUGUCCCCCAAGAUGCAUCGCGAGAAAUUAGCGAGAAGUACCUGCUUGCACGAGCAGCCAUCAUACGCCAUCUCAAAGUCAACCUUCCCGAAGUCAUUCCAGAGAUUGAGAUCAAUCACUUCGCCUCAACAUCUUCUGACUCGUUUGCGGAAUAUCUCAGGGCAACUGACAUUUACUUCGUCCUUUGUCACGAUGGUGCCUCUUUCAAAGAUAGUCAAAAACGAAUCAUUCUUCAGAACGAUCUGAAAGCUCUUCAAGAAGAGGACCAUAGUAUAGAGAAACGUCGUGAAGAGUACAAGGCUACUUUUCGUACCUUCAUAUACAGCCUGAUGCAACAAGGUUACAGCACGGCGCUUGUCAACGGCCUAGAAUGGCAAGACACCAAGAUCAUCACGACUGUGUUGGAGCAUUCCCGUUCCAUGACUCUGGACGUUCAUUCAACAGAAGCCCAUUUGAACAAACGGCUUACCGACAUUGUUGAUCUGGCGCACAUGCGUGGCUAUCUACAAACCAUCCGCGAGUCCUGCGAUCGGUUGCUGACCGAGCGCGAAUAUCUCACUGUUCUAGUCGCCUCGCAACUUGCGUCCUCAAGCAGUAACAAUCUUACUCCCGCCUUGUUGCAGCACACAGCAUUGCUUUCGGAGCUUCCUUUAUCGGACCGAGCCAUCGCAACUCAAGAAAUGCCCGAAGAGAUUAGCGCUUUCAUUCUUGAAUUCUGUCACGAAGCCCGGAAGUUUAUUGGCAGCCCUGCUUGGUCAGAUGCCUUCUCAGGUCAUCCUGAAUGCGACCUGGCGGAUCUGAUUGAUGGACGGCUUUUGGCGCUCUGCGCUCAGGAUCCAUCAGUAGAGUCAAGCGAGCUUCUAGACACCUUGAAGAAGGCAACGGCUGCUCUUUACGGUCAAGAAUUGUCGAACGGACCCGCAGUUGGGUUGCAUCUGAAUCCAGCGUCAAAUGACCAAUCGCACGAUGAGGACUCCACAUAUGCUGUGCUUCCAUUCACAAACAGUGUAUUUGAUGAGCAUUUACGACCUAUCAAACUGGAAGUGUCUCGAUCAGGAGGGAAAACAGAUACAACAACUGCACAAGUCUUCCGCGAGGUAACUCAUUGGCACAAUCAGCGAUCUUUGAGUCAAAAACAAAGGGUCAUACAAGAGAAGGAUCCCAAAAUGGCGAAGAAGGCCCUCCGUCGAAACCAAUUCUUCAUGGCAGAAAUGACGUCGUACGCUGCUAGUCUGACAAAUGCCGUUGGUAAAGUGCUUGACCCGGAAACUAUAACACUUGGCGACAAGGCAAAGCCUACAGCCCCAGGACAGAGCAUUGAGAACAAAAAGCCUAAGCAACAGCAGAAGCAGAGUGUCAAGAACAUUAAUGCUAACAAGCAAGCCAUGCUGGCUGACAUUGCGGCAAGUUCGAAGCGGAAAGACGAAGAGAGUGCAAAGCAGCUAUAUCAAGCAUGGAGCGUAUUUUGCGAUGGCCUCGAGAAGCAGGUUGACUUACCAUCAAGAUAUAACAAGGCGAGGCAGUAUCUUGCAAAUCUGAAUAGUGCGGCUAAACGUCAGACUCUCGGACCAGAAGUGCGCAUGUACAUGCUCAACGUCUUGUUGGAGAUGUGGAUUCGAUUUUGUCGCGACGGAAACAAAGAGAAAGGCGUGUACGUUGCGGCCCUGCUCUUCGAUACGGCCCGCACUCUUUGCAGCUUCCCUAGUGUCAGUGGGACGAUCGCUAGAUGUCUCAAAGCUACCGUAGAACGCCUUCAUUUACCUACCCUGGAUAUACCACCGGAGCAAGGCGAUCGCAAGCUCCCUUUCAAGUUUGUUCUGGAUGAGACAAUGGCCUCAGAUCUUACAUUGACUCUUUCGCCAGAGGAGUUCCAACUUCUCCACUGCGGACCGUAUUUUGACCGGACGAUCGAUUCAGCUCCGGAUCCUCGCGUGGCUUUUGAGCCCGACGCGUGGCAGCGGCGUGUUCUUGAUGAAAUUGAUGCUCGUCGCAGCCUCCUUGUUAUUGCACCGACCUCGGCGGGUAAGACAUUCAUCUCGUUUUACGCAAUGAAGCAGGUCCUGGAGGCAAACAAUGACGAUGUAUUGGUGUACGUUGCGCCCACCAAGGCGCUGGUAAACCAGAUCGCCGCUGAAAUCCAAGCUCGAUUCUCCAAGAAUUACAAGUAUAGUCAAUCCGUUUGGGGCAUCCAUACCCGCGACUACCGCAUCAACAACCCCACUGGUUGUCAGAUCUUGGUGACGGUUCCUCACAUACUACAGAUCAUGCUGCUCGCCCCUAGCAACGCUAAAAACUGGUCAGAGAGAGUCAAGUGGAUCAUCUUUGAUGAAGUACAUUGUAUCGGACAGGCUGAAGAUGGUCUUAUUUGGGAGCAGCUAUUGCUCAUGGCACCGUGCCCAAUUAUUGCACUUUCUGCUACAGUUGGAAACGCAGAAGCUUUCAAUGAUUGGCUAUCAGCCUCGCAGAAAGCUGCUGGGAAUGAGCUGGUCAUGGUUCAACACCCCCACAGAUACUCGGACCUACGGAAGUUUGUCUAUUCCCCACCAACUAAGCGCGAUCCAGCUUCAUAUCUACCACUCCCCACACAACGAUCUUUUGCUCAACUCGGUCUGGACGAGCAUACAGACUUUGCAUUCUUGCACCCGGUCGCUAGCUUGCUUAACCGAACCCGUGGCCUGCCUAGCGACUUGACCCUUGAGGCUAGGGACUGUCUCACUCUUUGGCAGAGUAUGACAAAGCACCAGACCGCGGAGUACCCAGUUGACAAAUCCCUCAAUCCAUCUGCAAUUCUUCCUGUCAUCAUCAAGAAGGCCGAUAUCAUCAAGUGGCAAGCCGCGCUCAAGGAACUCCUCACCAAAUGGAUGGCCGACGACAAGUCUCCAUUUGAAGCGGUCCGCCAGGAUCUCAGCAAGCCUCUUGAGAAAUUUACAGCCCAUACUAUCAUGGGAACUGAAGAAGAGUCUGAUGAGAGUGGUGAAGUCGAUGAAUUGGGCAUGGAGAUCAGCCACGACAUCUCAAGCAUAUUGCCAUUGUUGGCUGACCUGCAGCAGCAGGAUGCACUUCCUGGUAUCGUCUUCAACUAUGAUCGUUCGAUUUGCGAGAAGAUGCUACAGACUUUGCUCAAGCAGUUAACAAAUGCGGAGACUACCUGGAAGGAGUCUAGUCCUAAAUGGAAGGAGAAGCUGGCACAGUGGGAGGAAUGGAAGAAAGAGGUGGCCAGACGAGAGAAGCAAGGGCUCCGUGGAGAAGCUUCCAAGGGUAUGACGAAGCAAGACCAGAUGAGAGAAGCUGCCAAUGUCGAGGUCAGUGCCUUUGCCUCGUUCGACCCCAACAAGCCUCUAGAAGGGUUCCACUUUGCGGAUCAUAAGAAGCUAUCACAGGAGGAAUUCGCGGUUCAUGCGAAGGAGCUACGUUACCGUGGAUGUGAGGAGUGGCUGAUUGAGGGUCUAAUGCGCGGUAUUGGUGUCCAUCACGCUGGUCUGAACCGGAAAUACCGAUACUGCGUUGAAAUGCUCUUCCGCAAGGGUUACCUGCGAGUUGUGAUUGCGACCGGUACGCUUGCACUGGGUAUCAACAUGCCUUGCAAGACCGUCGUAUUCUCCGGUGAUUCCGUAUUCUUGACUGCACUCAACUUCCGACAAGCUGCUGGUCGUGCUGGUCGACGAGGUUUUGACAUGCUCGGAAAUGUCGUCUUUCAUGGCGUAUCACUGAGCAAGGUACAUAAGCUUAUUAGCUCAAGGCUUCCUGAUCUCAACGGCCAUUUUCCCAUCACAACAACGCUGGUCCUGCGCCUCUUCACACUGUUACACUCAUCAGGGAACUCAAAGUUUGCUGUACGUUGCAUCAAUGCGCUCCUUUCGCAGCCACGACUGUAUUUGGGUGGGAAUGAUGCAAAGAUGACCGUACUACACCACCUACGAUUCUCCAUCGAAUAUCUUCGACGUCAACAUCUCCUGGACGAGCAGGGUGUACCCCUUAACUUUGCUGGUUGCGUAAGCCACCUCUACUUCACGGAGAACUCGUCAUUUGCUUUCCAUGCGCUGCUCAAGGAUGGAUACCUCCAUGACCUGUGCGCCAAAAUCGACACCAACAAAGUCCAAGUACUGCGCGAACUUAUGUUGAUCAUGGCUCAUUUGUUUGGAAGACGUCACUGCCGACAGGCGGAUGAGGAGUAUGUACAGGAAGUGGUGAAGAAGAGUCCCUCGAUUGUCUUCUUACCCGCUAUGUCCGACUCUGCUGCAAACGUCCUGCGUCGUCACAAUAAGACGACACUUGACAUCUUCACAGCUUAUGUCCGUACUUUCGUGGAUCAGCAGACCACGGAGCCUGAUAACGAGCUUCCGCUGACUGAGGUCACGAUUGGUGGCGAAUCUUCUCCCACAAAGAUUGCACUGGGCCAGCGUCGCAAGGUAAAGGCUCGCUCUGCGUUUGUCGCUCUCUCGGGCUAUGAUGACAGGUUUGAGUCUAUUCACGAUCUUUGCACAACGGCUCGUUCCGGUGUCUUCCUUGAGGAGGCUGUCGUACCCCACAUUGGCCUCUACCCUGAAGACUCUGGACUGCCACUCAAUGCAUACUUGUAUGAUUUCUUCAUGCAUGGUGACGUUAAUGCCUUGAUUACAGCAAACAAGAUUCGUCGUGGAGACGUCUGGUUUGUGUUAAAUGAUUUCAGUAUGACGUUAGCAACGAUAACGACCAGUCUUUCGAAUUUCCUUGGAUUGGGCUCAGAGUCUGAUCUGGACUUCAUUGAAGUUCGGGGUGGUGGUGACGACGAGGAAGAGAAUAGGGAAGACAAAUUGCUGCCAACAGAUUCAACGACAGAGACGGCUGCAGCGAAUAAUUCUGCAACCAACAAGGGCCCUACCCGGCAGGAGCUUAGCAUCCAACCGAAGAAGAAGGCCAAGAAAGUGGUUGCUGAGUCGUGGGAUGACGAAGAUGAGGACUCUGAGCAGAGCGAAUCCGAAGUCGAAGAUGAGUGGGACGCUGCAGAUGGUCAAGAUCCGCCUGCCUGGGAAGAGGGCGAGGGCUUGCUGAAUGUUCUUAAGGCUUUCAAGGCCCUGAAGGAGGAAUUUGACACAAAAUUCAAGGCCAUGUGGGCUUGA